ACAGCAGAGAGCCCCCCGUUCAGGUCUCGAACUGGCGAGAUCAUGACCUGAGCCAAAGUCUGACACUUAACUGAACCACACAGGCACCCCACUAGCCAUCCCUUUAAAUACCAACUUUCUAGUACUGGGCAAGAAAACAUGAGGUUAAACUUGGGCUUGAGGAAGAUCUAAUGAAAAUGGUAAUGGGAAAUAAUGUGCCAUUUAAUUUUAGACCAUCUUGAGGCUGGCUGUAGGCCACACUUGCCCUUGAUAUUUUGGGCCUUUAUUUUCUGCAUUCUUUCUUCCUCUCAGUGACAGCCUGUCCCCUUCCCAUCCCGGCAUCUUUGCGCUUUCCCCCUCUCCAUCAAAACCUAUUCUGCGGAAGGGAUCUGGCAGACUCGUUCACAGUGACGCAUAAGUGACCAACAAGGAUUUGAGCUGGGGACGGAAGAAGGAAUGGCUCUUACUGUAAACGGACAAACACACAACAGUGACUAUGGUGGAGUAGUGGAGGACAGGGGGACCCAAGGAACUAGCCCAGUGACUCCAAAAUCAUAUCCUACAAGAGGUUACAUUUUUCCUGGACAAGCUACCUAUUUGUUGGCAAGGGUAUAAUCACAAGAAUAAGUAGGAGCAUGGCUUGUAUUCUGUAUUUAGCAUAAAUAAUUAAAAUAUGUGCCCUGACAAGUCGAUACUAUGUAGUAAUUUUUUAUAUGGUUGCAGUCACUAUCUUUGAGAAACAAAUAAAUAAACAUAGCAGACAUCAGGCAGGAACUUUCUGAACUGUGUCAAGGUUAAUAAUAAGUAAAAUGUUAUAAGUAGAGACUGGACAGCAACAGCUGUGCAACAUUCUUGGAAGCGAAGAUUUUGAUAGCAUGAAGUCAGACUGUGAGCUCAGCCUUUGCUGCUACUCUGGGUGAACAAGAGAGAACGCUUGUGAUAAUUACAACAAAACCCACAUUGCUUUUUGUAAAUUACAACCGUUGUGCACACUCAAAAUAUGAUGUCUGCAGUUGGAAAAUCAGGGGCAUGUGGAGCAAUGUUGGAAGAAGACCCGGAUCAGACUUACGAGAAUGUCCUGGCUGAGAUUCAGUCUUUUGAGCUGCCCAUUGAAGCGACUUUAAGGUCUGUUUAUGAUGACCAACCAAAUGCACACAAGAAGUUUAUGGAAAAGUUAGAUGCUUGUAUCCGUAAUCAUGACAAGGAAAUUGAAAAGAUGUGUAAUUUUCAUCAUCAGGGUUUUGUAGAUGCUAUUACAGAACUCCUUAAAGUAAGGACUGAUGCAGAAAAACUGAAGGUACAAGUUACUGAUACCAACCGAAAAUUUCAAGAUGCUGGAAAGGAGGUGAUAGUCCAGACUGAAGAUAUUAUUCGAUGUAGAAUUCAGCAGAGGAAUAUUACAACAGUAGUAGAAAAAUUGCAGUUAUGUCUUCCAGUGCUGGAAAUGUACAGUAAGCUAAAAGAACAGAUGAGUGCAAAACGGUAUUAUUCUGCUCUAAAAACUAUGGAACAAUUAGAAAAUGUGUAUUUUCCCCGGGUUAGUCAAUACCGGUUUUGUCAGCUAAUGAUAGAAAAUCUUCCUAAACUCCGUGAGGAUAUUAAAGAAAUUUCCAUGUCUGAUCUCAAAGACUUUUUGGAAAGCAUUCGAAAACAUUCUGACAAAAUAGGUGAAACAGCAAUGAAACAGGCACAACAGCAGAAAACCUUCAGUGUUGCUUUGCAGAAGCAAAAUCGCGUACAAUUUGGGAAGAAUAUGCACUUCAAUGAUAGGAUUCCAGAAGAAAGGAAUGAAGUUGAAUUGAAACGUGCAUUUGAGGAAGAGGAUGAGAAUGAAGAAGAGGUCUUAACUGUUCAGGAUCUGGUUGAUUUUUCUCCUGUUUACCGAUGUUUACACAUUUAUUCUGUUUUGGGUGAUGAGGAAACAUUUGAAAAUUAUUACCGAAAACAAAGGAAGAAACAAGCAAGACUGGUAUUGCAGCCCCAGUCAAAUAUGCAUGAAACAGUUGAUGGCUAUAGAAGAUAUUUCACUCAAAUUGUAGGGUUCUUUGUGGUGGAAGAUCACAUUUUACAUGUGACCCAAGGAUUAGUAACCAGGGCAUACACUGAUGAACUUUGGAACAUGGCCCUCUCAAAGAUAAUUGCUGUCCUUAGAGCUCAUUCAUCUUAUUGUACUGAUCCUGAUCUUGUUCUGGAGCUGAAGAAUCUCAUUGUAUUAUUUGCAGAUACUUUGCAGGGUUAUGGUUUUCCAGUGAACCGACUUUUCGACCUUUUAUUUGAAAUAAGAGAUCAGUACAAUGAAACACUGCUUAAGAAAUGGGCUGGAGUUUUCAGGGACAUUUUUGAAGAAGAUAAUUAUAGCCCCAUCCCUAUUGUUAAUGAAGAAGAAUAUAAAGUAGUCAUCAGUAAAUUUCCCUUUCAAGAUCCAGACCUUGAAAAGCAAUCUUUCCCAAAGAAAUUUCCCAUGUCUCAGUCAGUGCCUCAUAUUUACAUUCAAGUUAAAGAAUUUAUUUAUGCUAGCCUUAAAUUUUCAGAGUCACUACACCGGAGCUCAACAGAAAUAGAUGAUAUGCUUAGAAAAUCUACAAAUUUGCUGCUGACCAGAACUUUGAGUAGCUGUUUACUGAACCUUAUUAGAAAACCUCAUAUAGGUUUGACAGAGCUGGUGCAGAUCAUCAUCAACACAACACACCUGGAACAAGCUUGCAGGUACCUGGAGGACUUUAUAACUAACAUAACAAACAUUUCUCAAGAGACUGUUCAUACCACAAGACUUUAUGGACUUUCUACUUUUAAGGAUGCCCGACAUGCAGCAGAAGGAGAAAUAUAUACCAAACUUAAUCAAAAAAUUGAUGAAUUUGUUCAGCUUGCUGAUUAUGACUGGACAAUGUCUGAGCCAGAUGGAAGAGCUAGUGGUUAUUUAAUGGAUCUUAUUAAUUUUUUAAGAAGCAUCUUUCAAGUGUUUACUCAUUUACCUGGGAAAGUUGCCCAGACUGCUUGCAUGUCAGCCUGCCAGCAUCUGUCAACAUCCUUAAUGCAGAUGCUAUUGGACAGUGAGUUAAAACAGAUAAGCAUGGGAGCCGUUCAGCAGUUUAACUUAGAUGUCAUACAGUGUGAAUUGUUUGCCAGCUCUGAGCCCGUGCCAGGAUUCCAGGGGGAUACCCUGCAGCUAGCAUUCAUUGACCUCAGACAACUCCUUGACCUGUUUAUGGUUUGGGAUUGGUCUACUUAUCUCGCUGAUUAUGGACAGCCUGCUUCUAAGUACCUUCGGGUGAAUCCAAACACAGCUCUUACUCUUUUGGAGAAGAUGAAGGAUACUAGCAAAAAGAACAACAUAUUUGCUCAGUUCAGGAAGAAUGAUCGAGACAAACAGAAGUUGAUAGAGACAGUCGUGAAACAGCUAAGAAGUUUGGUGAAUGGUAUGUCCCAGCACACCUAGACUUCGAUUGCACUCAGUGACACCAAAUCUGUGAUUCAACAUUGAUCUCUAACAGGCACAGGUCAUGAUACAGUAAUUUGGUUGCAGAAUUAAAAAAUGGAGUAGAAAAAAGACACUAAUGAGAGAUUAAACAAGAAACAAUAAAAAUAUCAUUUCUACGGAUUUUUAAAUAAUUGGAUACUAUUUUAUAUGUGGAAAAGGUGACAUUAAUUUUUUUUCACUUUUAGGGAAAAAAGGCAAAACAUAUAAAUCAGGUCAAAAAUUGUAUAUGAAAUUGAUUGUAAAUACAUUAGAAAAACCUUAUAUGCCUCUACAUAUAAGUAUUUUUUUCUAUUCAGACUUGAAUGAUUUUUCUGGGUUCUUUUUCAUCAGUAUCCAGUUUUGGAAUGCAAUCGUGUGUGAUAUGGGAGUAUUUCACUGUCAUUUUGUAACUGUUAACUUUUAUUUUCAUCUCAAUAUGAUUUAAGUAGACUAAAUUUUCCAGUUCUGCAGAUUCGGCAGGGAGGUGGUAUACAAAUCUUUAAAGGUCCCUGAAAUCAAACUUGAUUUCUGUAAGAAUAUGAAUUAUUUGUUCUCCUUGGAUGGUUUAAUUUAAUGGUUCUGAAUAUGAAGAAACGGUGUUUGUAUUUUCUUGAGAUGCAGUGUUGCUGUUGAGCAGGGUUAAUAUUUCUAACUAUAUUGUUUGUAGCUGACCUCAUUCUAGGAUUUAUUUGGUUUGGUUUGAUUCAAGUUAAAAAAGGGCAGGAACGAAGUGGGGUAGGCUCCUUGAGGUGCUGCUUGUGCUAGGGUAGAUAUGUUCCUACACACAGAAGUUAACACAGGGCUCAGGUUCCUUUCUUCAGUAGCAGAUCUCAGUACCUGUCCGCGGUAUGGAAACAAGCCAAACCAAAUGAACUCUGGAAAAUCUGAAAUGAACGUACAUUUUCUUCUGUGUAAAUUACCACCAUGGUCCUAAUGAUAAUAUCAGUCUGAUCGCAACUUUCUUCUCAUUGUAUUUAUGCUGAAUAUUUCUUUUCCAUCUUCAGGAUUUAUGCCUGUAAGAAACUUAUACUUAACUCUGUAAAAUAAGUGUAAAGAAUUAUAUGUACAUUUCUUGAUUUUGUGAUGAAAUAUUAAAAAUGUUGAGCAAGUUGAAAAUGCA
Messenger RNA from Neofelis nebulosa (Clouded leopard), 4556 nucleotides. It is a transcript of the gene EXOC6, whose product is annotated as exocyst complex component 6. NCBI's taxonomy places the organism in Eukaryota, Metazoa, Chordata, Mammalia, Carnivora, Felidae. Gene Ontology annotation, cellular component: membrane; exocyst. The record is from RefSeq and is a predicted model, not a curated record. The coding region runs from base 980 to 3415 and encodes 811 amino acids. Gene Ontology annotation, biological process: exocytosis; intracellular protein transport; Golgi to plasma membrane transport. The transcript is spliced from 22 exons.